ACUUUCACUACCCUCUCGCUCAAUCCUCUCUGCUUCUGUCAUUCUCUCUCUAAAAGAUUCUGCCUUCUCUCUCUAAAAGUCCUCUCUCUCCUCCUUCGCCAAACCACGACGCCGUUUCUUCCCACCGUCGACCUCGCCCACCUCGCCAUCACCCGGCGAACUUCCUCUUUCAACUCUUUUUAACGCUUUCAAACACCCCGAACGACAAAACCACCGCUUGCUUCUUCACCAGUUCACGCAGACCACCGCCACUACUACCACCGCUUCACCCAAAUCCGACGAAGGGCGCCACAACACACGUGUGAAUCUUCCUGCACCACCGGUCUCCGCAACGUUUUCCAAAACCCGCUUGACUGAAGGCACGAAGCCUGGAGAGAGUUUUCGUCUGCACCAAUAAGUAAAAGAUUCGAUAUUUUCACUCUGGACUCUGGAGACUGUGGAUGGCAUCUGUGUAGCCAUUAAAGGGUUCAUAAACGAGCAGAACACUAUCGAAAACGGGAUUCCAUCCGAGGCACGAAGACUGGAGAGAGUUUUCGUCUGCACCAAUAAGUAAAAGGUUCGAUAUUUUCACUCUGGACUCUGGAGACUGUGGAUGGCAUCUGUGUAGCCAUUAAAGGGUUCAUAAACCAGCAGAACAGUAUCGAAAACAGGAUUCCAUCUGAGUGUUUCAUUGGUGCAUUAUUGUUGUGAUGGCGUCCGAGGAUGCGUACCUACAACAUCUGGUGGCUGGGCACCGAGUCCCAACUCAGGUGUACAAUCUGUUAACUCCCCUACAAAACGGAUCAACAAUAAUGAAUUCAUUUUUAGUUUCGGUUCCAAGUUUGAAUAUGAGCAUCACUGUUCAUCCGGCAGACUCAGGAUUAAAUUUGGCUCAAAAAAUUAGUGUUGAAACGGGAGAAGACCUGAACCAAUUAGUAAUGGUAACACAUGGUUAUCAUAUUAUGCGUCAUAUAGAAUUAGGAGAAAUUCCGGGGAUUAAAGAUUAUAGAGAUAUAAAUAUAGGGUCAAUGGUUGGUGGAAUGUAUCCAUAUCCUCUGUACCCAGCUGAGUCAACAAUUAGAUACACACUAUUUAUGGAUGUACCAGUAGCUAUUGAUAGGUUGUCUGUAGAAAUGUUUAGCAGUUUGAACGAAUGGGCUGUUGAAUAUUUUGGGACUCCUGCUAGCUUUAGUUUGAGAGACAAAGAGGGUGUGGUGGUGACCCACCCGCAGUCACCCAACAACCAUCCUCCAGCACCCUUCCCACCUCAGCAGCCCCAGCAUCCCACUCUAGCUCCCUCCCCACUUCACCAGACGAAUGACCACCAACCUUGCAUGACCCUCCGACAUAGAUACACACUAUUUAUGGAUGUACGAAUAGCUAGUGAUAGGUUGUCUGUAGAAAUACUUAGCGGUUUGAACGAAUGGGCCGUUGGAUACUUUGGGACUCCUGCUAGGUUUAGUUUGAGAAAUAAGGAGCAUUUGGCGGUGACCCACCAACAGCCUCUCAACAGCCAUCCUUCGGAACAAUGACCGCCUACCCCGCCUGGUCCUAUGACGUAGCCCCCGACUUGCUGAAAGGUAUUAACAGCCAAGUCAGGAGAAGAAGAUUGACGUGAUACAUAGACAACCAAACUAAAAGAAAAAGAAAAAGAAAAAGAAUCAAGUGUUUCCCAUUCGGCAGGGUCAAUUGAAAAGAGUUCCGUUUUGGCAAAUUAUGUUCGUCUGUGGCCGUUGUAAGGUCCUGUUCCAGUUCGGAAGUGUUUGUUGGCUCCUGUUAUGGAAAUGUUGAAGUUUGUCAGGUCCACAAGUGGAGAGAUUCUGACCUAGGCUUUUUUGGUAGCGUGCAGGCAUACUAGGCCAAUUGCGCGUACUUGAUUAUUCAUUGCUUUAAUUGACCGAACCAGUUUUUAUCGGCUUGAUCCAGUUCAAUGUGGAAGCACUUGGGAUAGUGUCUAUGUUGGACUUAAAUUUCUAUGCUCAACUUAAAUGUCUAUGUUGGCCUAGUUUUAAUGUAUUUUUAAGUUCUCCAUCCAUUGAAAGCAGUUGUUUUAUGCUAAGUUUCUCUCUUGUUCCAGAAUAUAAGCAUUGUAGAAAGUAGAGAACUCAUCUGAAAGCUUGAAGCUAUUACAUUUAUUAAAUCUGAAAGCAUUUGUGUUUUCCCAUCUUAGAGAAAAGCCCUCCUCAGUA
Messenger RNA from Malus domestica (apple), 2168 nucleotides. RefSeq lists its product as uncharacterized. NCBI's taxonomy places the organism in Eukaryota, Viridiplantae, Streptophyta, Magnoliopsida, Rosales, Rosaceae. The record is from RefSeq and is a predicted model, not a curated record.